GAAAAAGUAUAGUGAGUGGAUGGAGUGAUGGCAAAAUCAGAGCAUUUUUCCUUCAAUCAGGGAGAUUGAUGUAUGUAAUCAACGACUCACAUAUUCAUGGAUGCACAUCUUUAACUUGUACAUCUGAUUGCUAAAGAAUAAUCUCAGGAGGAUCAGAAGGAGAAGUGAGAAAUAGACAAACAAACUUAAGUUAUGAAGUCAUCCAUGAAAGGACUCAGAGGAAGAGUCUGGUCAAUCCAAGUUAGAAGCAAUAAUCAAUAAGCUGUUAGUGCAAGUGCUGAUGGAUCUUGUACAUUUGGAGUUUAAAAUCAUUCGCCAGAGUUAUGUGUCUAUUCGAAAGUACUUUAUUUAAAAUGGUUCUUUACCAUCAUGAAGAAGGUUAAUUGCUAACAACAGGAAGUGAUAGAAAAGUAGAAUUUUGAUUAAUCUUGAGAUUUCUUCUUGG
This is a messenger RNA of Paramecium octaurelia, 445 nucleotides long. The record is from the annotation of a GenBank genome assembly. NCBI's taxonomy places the organism in Eukaryota, Ciliophora, Oligohymenophorea, Peniculida, Parameciidae.